AUGGAUUCCCUUCCGCAUAGCUCGGACGGGAACCAAUAUCCCAGCAUUCCGACGCAUUACCGUGCGCCAUCUUCGCUGCGCUGCUGCUGUGGUCGUGAUGAUUGCGCUCUGCUAGAACACAAUAAUGUUGCUCUCGAGGGACUGGAAAGGGACCUUGAAACAGCGGCAAAACUAGGUCAGUGUGGAGAAGUUGGUGUUCAUGGCGAGCUGAGCCAUGCAUGA
Penicillium angulare is the source of this 222-nucleotide messenger RNA. RefSeq lists its product as uncharacterized. NCBI's taxonomy places the organism in Eukaryota, Fungi, Ascomycota, Eurotiomycetes, Eurotiales, Aspergillaceae. The record is from RefSeq and is a predicted model, not a curated record. Bases 1 to 222 code for a protein of 73 amino acids. The transcript is spliced from 2 exons.